AUGGAUGAAGUCCGCGCGUUGCAACAGCAGCUCAUGGAGGCUCAGCGGGCCUCCAACAUGCGCAAGAUCUCCGAGCGGAACUGCAUCGACUUGGUCCAAAAGCUCAUCUCCACGGAGCAGGUGAAGCUCUUCCACACGGCGAAUGGAAAGGAGUUCUUGACGCCGGAGCAACUGGACCAUGAGAUCCGGGAAACCAUGGAGAACUGUGGCGGCCGGCUCUCAAUCACCGAUCUACCCAACGAGGUCGGCGUGGCGCUGGAGCACUGCGAGGUGCGUGUCGAGAUGCUGCGAAAGCACAGCUCCCUGCACAAGAUCCACAAUGACUUGUUCUCCCAGCAGUACCUGCUGUCCAUUGCGCAUGAGAUCGAGGAGAGCCUCGAGGAAGCUGGCGCGCUGGCGGUCUCGGACCUCGUGAGUAGGUACAACCUGCCGGCGGACUACAUCCGCAACUCAGUCUUGGUUCUGCUUUCCUCAACGGAGGCGGCGACCGGGAAUGUAACGGGUGUCAGCUGCCGUGCCUCCCGCAGCCAACGGCUUGCAAAGCAGCCCACUGAGCUCCAGGCUGUAAUUCGGCAGAACACUGUGUACACCGGCUCCUACACAGCGCGAGUGGAGGCACGGGUUCGAGGUGCCCUGCGCGGAGCGACCCAGCCCGUCUCGCUGGCACAGCUGUCGGCACGGCAUGGCUUUGAUGCCGAUCUCCUUGCGAAUGCAGUGCAGAAGCUCAUCAAGGAGGAGGUCGUGCUCGGCAAAUUCCAUGGGUCGACUUUUACGCCCAAAGCGUACACCGAUGCCGAGGCCAACAAGGUGGAUGGCUUCUUUGAGGCCAAUGGCUACCUUACUGCCGCCGCCGCGAAGUCAUCUGGGCUCGGCCUGAAGGAUUGGGCGGCACAGCGGAAGGCUUCUGGCUACAACUUGGUCGGUGCUUUCGUCGCAAGCCACCUGGUGGAUUCCGCCAUGGCCUCCAUAAGUGAUGCCCUGGCUGGAGAUGGCUGGAUCGAUGCACAGCCUCUGCUUCCGCAUGCCCUCACGGCAGCCGAUGCCAGCGAGCUGCUGCUGCAGCUCUCGAGCCAGAAGAAGCUGCCCAGCAACGCAGUGGUCUUGGACCGAGUCGCAGCAAGCAGCGGCUUUAUCCAAAGCAUCGCCAAAGCCCUGGAGGCCGAUGUCCAGAAAGCGGCCGAGGCCGCCACGAAGAAGAAAAGCGGAGCCAAAAAAACAAUGGAGGAAGAGGAUGACGACCUUCACGCGAAGAAGGGCGGCAAGCGCACGAAGGGGGCCAAGAAGAAGCGAGGCGACGACGACGAUGCCGUCGAGACGUCUCGUGCUGGCAACGCCGAAUCAGGCGUGCCAAAUGAUGCCAUUGCCAACUAUCUGGCGGACCAGCAUCCAGAUCUGCCUAUCGACAUCCAGGAUGACCUUUGCGCAAAAGUGCAGGUACUUCUGGCAGCGAUGGUCGCCGAGGUUGCUGAGAAGUUGCGGUCCACACUGCAGACGAAGCAGAAUCAUCACUUCGGACAGGCUGAUAAGGUCGUCCAGGAGCGCUACGAGAGGCUGGUGCUUGGCCUCCGCGCCCUCGAGGCGGCAAAGCUCCAGGAGUCACCGCUCUACCAGCACCUCUUGAAAGAGGUGGUGUUGGAGCCUUGCCACAUGCUCAUCGCCCUCCGCCUCGAGGAGGCCACGGGAAACAGUCCCGAGGUCACCGCUUCUAGCCGAAAGCAGAGUUUGGAGAAGCUCAUCGCGGCCGAGGGAGCUGCCAAGGUGGAGUCUCUCUCCAGGCUGGCGGCCGUCUUGGUGCACAAGAAGGAGGCGAAAGAUGCUAAGGAGCACAAAGAGGUCAAGGAGAAGCCAGGCAAGUCUAAGAAGAGCCAAGGACAUGCAGCAGAUGAGGAAGAGCCAGCGGUCACGGAUGUCUCGGAGCUGUAUCACGCCGCUGCGGACGACAGCCAUAUCUUCUGCCGGAAGGUGGACAAGAAAAAGGAGAAGGCUGCAGCGCAAGAGCAGCGGGCAGCGCUGAAGGUCCAGCUCAAGGAGCUCCUACCCACAGAUGCGCUGGUCAUCUGCCACACGGGGCUUCAAAUGGCUCUGAACGCGGAAGGCAUCUCGUGCCUGGUGCUCCCUCAUGAACUUUGGGCCUUACGCCUUGCCGCCGGCUGCCUGCAGAAUGAGGAGGCCAAAGAACAGUGCCUGCAGCUCUGUGACCUCUGUGACAAGGAGAAAGGCGAAGAUGCAGUCGCCCGGGAAGCAGCAGCCACGGCGUGGCGGGAUCGUUUCGUCGGUUCUUAG
Symbiodinium sp. CCMP2456 is the source of this 2283-nucleotide messenger RNA. The record is from the annotation of a GenBank genome assembly. Lineage: Eukaryota; Dinophyceae; Suessiales; Symbiodiniaceae.